CCUCCAAGUACAAAUCUCUCUCAUUCCACUUUCCUCUCCCUCAAAAAAACUUGUUUUGAAAAAAAGAAAAAAAGAAAAAACUUUUGUGUGUGCGUGUGUGUCUAUCUUGGUCGUGACUUGCAGCGUUUGGUGGCGGUGCCGGAGAGUGGAGACAACAGCCAUUGUUACUGUAUGUCAGUGGAAUAUUACAGUGGACUUUACUACGGUGAGCUAGCUAACCCUUUACAAUGGCCAGAGUUCAGGAAAAAGCGACGCCUUGUUGCGCGGCAGAAAGUAACAACCGCACAACUUCUUCUGCGGCUCCCCAACAACCACCACCACCACCACAACAACAACAACCACAACGACCCUCCGUCGCCACCUUCAUUUCCGCCGUCGAUUCCCACCCUGAUCCUCCUCCCAAAACCGCUUCUGCCAAAGGUAUCACAGUCAUGGUGAGAGCUCAAACCUGCCACCCUUUGGAUCCACUAUCUGCUGCUGAAAUAUCUGUCGCCGUAGGAACUGUUCGGGCAGCUGGGGCAACACCUGAGGUGAGGGAUAGCAUGCGCUUUAUUGAAGUAGACUUGGUUGAACCAGAAAAGCAUGUUGUUGCCUUAGCAGAUGCGUAUUUCUUCCCUCCUUUCCAACCAUCACUGCUUCCCAGGACAAAAGGUGGACCUGUGAUUCCAACUAAACUUCCUCCAAGGAAAGCAAGACUAGUUGUUUAUAAUAAAAGGUCAAAUGAGACAAGCAUAUGGAUUGUUGAACUUACAGAAGUUCAUGCAGCAACUCGAGGUGGACACCAUAGGGGCAGAGUGAUUUCUUCUACAGUUGUUCCAGAUGUUCAGCCUCCAAUGGAUGCUGUGGAAUAUGCUGAAUGUGAAGCAGUUGUAAAGGACUUUCCUCCAUUUCGAGAAGCAAUGAAGAAGAGAGGGAUUGAGGAUAUGGAUCUUUUGAUGGUGGAUCCCUGGUGUGCUGGAUAUCACAGUGAAGCUGAUGCUCCUAGCCGCAGACUUGCUAAACCACUAUUCUUUUGUAGAACUGAGAGUGACUGCCCUAUGGAAAAUGGCUAUGCGCGUCCAGUUGAAGGAAUCCAUGUACUUGUUGAUAUGCAAAAUAUGGUUGUUCUUGAGUUUGAAGACCGUAAACUUAUCCCCCUUCCCCCUGCUGAUCCACUGAGAAAUUAUACUUCUGGUGAAACCCGGGGAGGAGUUGACCGAAGUGAUGUGAAACCCUUACAGAUUAUUCAGCCUGAAGGUCCAAGUUUUCGUGUCAAUGGGCACUUUAUUGAAUGGCAGAAGUGGAACUUUCGUAUUGGAUUUACUCCCAGGGAGGGUUUGGUUAUUUAUUCAGUAGCCUAUAUUGAUGGAAGUCGGGGGCGAAGGCCAGUGGCCCACAGAUUGAGUUUUGUUGAGAUGGUGGUCCCUUAUGGAGAUCCAAAUGAUCCUCACUAUAGGAAAAAUGCUUUUGAUGCUGGGGAAGAUGGCCUGGGUAAAAAUGCUCAUUCUCUCAAGAAGGGUUGUGAUUGUUUAGGGUAUAUCAAGUACUUCGAUGCACACUUCACUAACUUUUACGGAGGUGUUGAAACAAUUGAGAAUUGUGUUUGCUUGCAUGAAGAAGAUCAUGGUAUUUUAUGGAAGCAUCAUGAUUGGAGAACAGGUUUGGCUGAAGUUCGACGGUCUAGAAGGCUGUCAGUGUCUUUUAUAUGCACUGUGGCUAACUAUGAGUAUGCAUUUUUCUGGCACUUUUAUCAGGAUGGAAAAAUAGAAGCUGAGGUCAAGCUCACAGGAAUUCUCAGCUUAGGAGCAUUGCAACCAGGUGAAACUCGAAAAUAUGGCACAACUAUUGCACCUGGAUUAUAUGCACCUGUCCACCAACACUUUUUUGUUGCUCGUUUAGACAUGGCAGUAGAUUGUAAGCCUGGGGAAGCAUUUAAUCAGGUUGUUGAGAUGAAUGUCAAAGUUGAAGAACCAGGAAAGAAUAAUGUUCACAACAAUGCAUUUUAUGCUGAGGAAAAUCUGCUUAAAUCAGAAAUGGAAGCAAUUCGUGAUUGUGACCCUUUAUCUGCUCGUCAUUGGAUUGUUAGGAACACAAGGACUGUAAACCGAACUGGACAUCUAACAGGUUACAAGCUAGUACCUGGCUCAAAUUGUUUACCUUUGGCUGGUUCAGAGGCCAAGUUUUUGAGAAGAGCAGCUUUCUUGAAGCACAAUCUUUGGGUUACUCCUUAUGCUCGCGAUGAAUUGCAUCCUGGAGGAGAGUUCCCUAAUCAGAAUCCACGCGUUGGAGAGGGUUUGGCUACUUGGGUUAAGCAAAAUCGACCACUGGAAGAAGCUGAUAUAGUUCUUUGGUACGUAUUUGGAGUGACACACAUUCCUCGAUUAGAAGACUGGCCUGUUAUGCCCGUGGAACGAAUUGGUUUCAUGCUCAUGCCACAUGGGUUUUUCAAUUGCUCACCAGCAGUGGAUGUUCCCCCAAGCCCAAGUGACUUGGAUGAUAAGGAGAAUGGCAUGCCUGCCAAGCCUAUUGUUAAUGGACUCAUUGCCAAGCUCUGAAAGGACCAAAAGCAGAGACAUUCAGGCUCAUUUAUCCCUUUUAUAUGGUUAUGUUCAUCAAAUCAAUGGGUGGUUCAAUUUAAUCAAAUAUUGAAUACUACUGCUUGUUUAUUGAUUUGCAUGUAAUAUGAUGUUUGUAAAAAUUAUGUUGAUAUUUGUGAAAGGAUUGUUCAUUAUCUAAAUAUCCAUGACAUACCUACCCAGCAUGAAUUGGUUUGAUUAUGAUGGCUCAAGGAUAAACGAAAUAGCGAACAGACUUGUAAUCUAAGUUUGA
Gastrolobium bilobum is the source of this 2808-nucleotide messenger RNA. Its product is annotated as amine oxidase [copper-containing] zeta, peroxisomal-like. NCBI's taxonomy places the organism in Eukaryota, Viridiplantae, Streptophyta, Magnoliopsida, Fabales, Fabaceae. Gene Ontology annotation, molecular function: copper ion binding; primary methylamine oxidase activity; quinone binding. The transcript has 12 exons. The coding region runs from base 228 to 2534 and encodes 768 amino acids. Gene Ontology annotation, biological process: amine metabolic process. The record is from RefSeq and is a predicted model, not a curated record.